GAGAGCAUUAUACAGUAUACACAAACACACAGUAGCAGCAAAAAGCUCUGACUCACACUUCUACCGUCUCUCUCCCUGCCUAAAUCUUCACCUGCUUCAUCAUUGAUUCGCCAUCGAAGGCUCUGACGCAUUGUAUCAUCUUCUUCUUCUUCUUCUUCUUCUUCUUCUUCUUCACUCUUACUCUUAUCGGAAACAUUCUUGGGGUUGGAGUUAUCGGAAAAAAAGUUUUCUUCGUAUCUUGAUCCCCUCUUAAACUAAGAUAGAUUCACACGUUUUUUUCUUCUCCAAAGCCGAGAUUCGCAUUUCGGCUUCUCAUUUCGAGAUUUCGUCUAUGGAAUCUCAGAAUCUUCUGUUGCGUGUUGUGGGACACUUCCCUAUAUCGUUGUGACUAUCUUCUGGCGGUGAUUUUUCUUAGGCUUUUUGCUUUGAGAAGUGGAGAGAGGAAGAAGAAGAUAUGGCUAAGAUGAUAAACAAGUCGCUUGUACUUACCUAUAUCUACUUACUGAUCUACAUUAUACUCUCUUCUGGAGUUAUACUCUACAACAAGUGGGUUCUAUCUCCAAAAUACUUCAAUUUUCCACUUCCUAUAACAUUGACUAUGAUCCAUAUGGGAUUUUCUGGAUUUGUGGCCUUCCUUCUUAUUCGGGUUUUCAAGGUUGUCUCUCCUGUUAAAAUGACUUUCGAAAUUUAUGUGACCUGUGUGGUACCUAUAAGCGCAUUCUUUGCAUCCAGCCUCUGGUUCGGAAAUACUGCAUAUUUGCACAUUUCAGUUGCCUUCAUACAGAUGCUCAAAGCACUAAUGCCGGUAGCAACAUUUCUCAUGGCCGUUGUCUGUGGCACGGACAAAGCAAGGUGUGAUGUGUUCAUGAACAUGGUGCUAGUCAGUGUUGGAGUUGUAGUAUCAUCCUAUGGCGAAAUUAAUUUCAAUGUAAUCGGCACAGUCUACCAGGUCAUGGGAAUCUUUGCUGAAGCACUUAGACUGGUGCUAACUCAAGUUCUUCUACAAAAGAAGGGCUUGACAUUGAAUCCAGUCACCAGCUUAUACUAUAUAGCUCCAUGCAGCUUUGUUUUCCUGUCAUUGCCUUGGUAUGUACUGGAGAAACCAAAUAUAGAUGUCACGCAGAUCCAAUUCAACUUCUGGAUCUUUUUCUCAAACGCUCUCUGCGCACUUGCCUUAAACUUCUCCAUAUUCUUAGUAAUCGGAAGAACAGGCGCUGUAACCAUCCGAGUUGCUGGGGUUCUGAAAGACUGGAUUCUCAUAGCCCUCUCCACUGUCAUAUUUCCUGAAUCAACAAUCACUGGGCUGAACAUUACUGGAUAUGCUAUAGCGCUCUGUGGUGUUGUAAUGUACAAUUACAUAAAAAUCAAGGAUGUAAAAGCAAUUCCACCAAGCACGGACAGCCUCCCUGAUCGAAUCACGAAGGACUGGAAGGAGAAGAAUUCGUCAGAUGGGGGGAGCCCCAGAGGAUUGGAGCUUAACGAUGAAGAAGCCCCUCUGAUAACGUCGCGGUUGUCACAUAUCGGGCGGACACAGCUUGGAACCCACACUGCCGUCUAAGAAUGACCCCCUUAUAUUGUUUCACUUAUCAGGUGAAAGACAUUAUCUCCUUUGGAACCCAAACAUUUUACAAAUAGAAUUUACCUCGGAUUACUUAACAAUGUUAGUCUUAAAAAAGGAAACGCGAAUGGCAGAAUUAUUUGUAGGGGUCUCUCAAUGUUAUAAAUGUGUUCACUAGAUGCAUUAGCUCCAGAGACCAGCCAUUAUGAUCCAAACAGUUCUGAGUGUGGCCCUGGAUCUGUUCUCAUUCCUAUUUAUAUAAAUUUUUUCAUAAAAGUAUACAAAAUUGGUGGAUCAUGAAAC
Molecule: messenger RNA, 1861 nt
Organism: Camelina sativa (false flax)
Lineage: Eukaryota; Viridiplantae; Streptophyta; Magnoliopsida; Brassicales; Brassicaceae
Source: RefSeq, a predicted model, not a curated record